Triticum turgidum subsp. durum (durum wheat) is the source of this 621-nucleotide messenger RNA. Lineage: Eukaryota; Viridiplantae; Streptophyta; Magnoliopsida; Poales; Poaceae. The record is from the annotation of a GenBank genome assembly.
AUGAUCCUCGUGCAGACGAUGGAGCCAGUAGUUCUUCGGAUGAGAUGGGUGAGUGCAAUGGUGUUGGUGUGUUCUUCGGAUGAGAUUGUGUCUGCAAUGUUGUUGGUGUGUUCUUCGGAUGAGAGAAGAACAAGUGCUGAUUUAAUCCUUCUGAACCCCAAUGAGGCUGAUAGCCUAAAUAAAUCUUUGCUCCAGGAUGAUGCUUUUUACUAUUUGCAAUCACGUUUCACACUCUCACCCAACGUUUACGAGUCGACGAGUCAGAUGAGUCGUUCGAAGGUUGAGACUCAUAGACUAAUCGUGACUAGUCUAGACUACUGCUGGACUAGUCGACAUGGUUUCACAAAGGUACACAAGUUGAUGGAGGUUUGGAAGAUCUUCAAGCUGUUGAAGAUUUGGAAGACCUACAAUGAAGUUGGUGGAGUGAUAAUGCCAUAUGUCUUAUUUGUUGAAUCUGGAGAUUGCUUUGCUCAUUUUGGUUGUGGCACAUCUAGAAAUUUAUGUACUCAUUUUGUGCUCCCCGGCAACGGCGCCAGAAAUCUUUCUUGCUACCUCUUGAGCAUGCGUUGGUUUUCCCUUGAAGAGGAAAGGAUGAUGCAGCAAAGUAGCAUUGGAAAAUAA